This is a messenger RNA of Sphaeramia orbicularis (orbiculate cardinalfish), 2274 nucleotides long. It is a transcript of the gene tecra, whose product is annotated as trans-2,3-enoyl-CoA reductase a. The transcript is spliced from 11 exons. Bases 542 to 1570 code for a protein of 342 amino acids. The record is from RefSeq and is a predicted model, not a curated record. Gene Ontology annotation, molecular function: oxidoreductase activity, acting on the CH-CH group of donors. Lineage: Eukaryota; Metazoa; Chordata; Actinopteri; Kurtiformes; Apogonidae. Gene Ontology annotation, biological process: very long-chain fatty acid biosynthetic process.
ACCAUGCGAGGAGUAAAGCGGACAGGAGAUGUGUCUUGUAGGUCUAACGGGAGCGCAUUGGCAUGUGUCACAGGGUAGGGCCGUAUGUGGCUCCCCAAGGUUACACCAAGCCAGUGCAGAGCAAAUCAGGCGACUUAUAUUUAGCCUUGCAAAUGGCGCUCUAUGGAUUAUGUCUUGGGGCUCUCCGGUUUCGUCUUCAGUGCGUUUUGCUACAUGAAGGGGGGCUCUGGAGCGUGAAGAAGCUGCUAUUCAGGUAAGAAGCAGGUUCAGGUCUUCUUCUUCUUCUUCUACGCCGACCCUGAAGAGCAGCUCUUUUCCCCUCUGCACCGGGUCUUUUCUGCUCACUUGGCUCCACUCUCUUAAACUAAAAAAAGUAUUUGAAGUAUUUCCCUGACUCUUCCUCUGGAGGUGGAAAGGCUAUUCAGGGCGUCCAGAAGACAGAACUGAAGGUUGAGUCUUCAAAUACCAGCACCGGACAUUACACACACUGGUUAUUAUAGUUUUUUUUUUUUUACCAGACUGUUGAUAUUUGGGAUCAAAUAUGGAUGUGCUGGCCUUAGAGGCAAAGAAAGAAACCGGUCCAGAACCUGAGAAGAAAUCUGCACCAAGGCCGAAAGCAAAACCUCCGAAAAAGGCCAAAAGGAUUGUAUACUUUGAGGUUGAGAUUGUGGAUUUGAAAACCAAGGAGAAACUUCUGCUGCUGGACAAGGUGGAGCCGACUGCCACUAUUCUGGACAUAAAGGCUUUGUUUCAUAAGUCAUAUCCAAAGUGGUAUCCAGCCAGACAGUCCCUGCGUUUGGAUCCAAAGGCAAAGUGUCUGAGGGAUGAAGACGUUCUCCAAACACUUCCUGUGGGAACUACGGCCAGUUUUUACUUCAGUGACCUAGGACCCCAACUCACAUGGGGAACUGUGUUCCUGACAGAGUGUGCUGGUCCACUGCUCAUCUACCUGAUGUUCUACUUCCGUCUUCCCUUCAUCUACCAUCGGAAAUAUGACUUUACCACCAGCAAGCUGUGGGUUGUGCACCUGGCCUGCAUGUGUCACUCCUUCCACUAUAUCAAAAGGAUCUUGGAGACACUGUUCGUCCAUCGUAUCUCCCAUGGGACCAUGCCUCUCAGAAACAUAUUUAAAAACUGUGGCUAUUACUGGUGCACGGCAGCUUGGAUGGCCUACUACAUUAACCACCCGCUGUACACCCCACCCUAUUACGGGCAGCAGCAAGUGAAUACAGCAUUUUACAUUUUCUUGUUCUGUCAGCUGGGGAAUUUUUCCAUCCAUGUUGCGCUUCGUAACCUCAAACCUCCAGGUUCAAAAGUGAAGAAGAUUCCUUAUCCGACAAAGAAUCCUUUCACAUGGAUUUUUUUCUUGGUUUCUUGUCCGAACUAUACCUAUGAGCUGGGCGCCUGGAUCGGCUUCACAGUGAUGACUCAAUGUGUGCCAGUGGCUUUUUUCACCGUGGUGGCCUUCGUUCAGAUGGCUGUGUGGGCCCGAGGCAAACACCGCGGAUACUUAAAGGAGUUCAGAGAUUAUCCUACGCUGCGCUCCUCCAUACUCCCCUUCAUCUUGUAGAGCCUGGCAGAGAAACUCCACUACUGUCAGCCACAUCCAGGUCCUUUACACACACCUCCACUCUGAGGUAAACAACCACGGCUGGAUUUCCACCAUACCAAGCCUCUUUGUGUGGUUAAAAGUGAUCCUGAGUGUCGACCUGGAGAAAAGGGGACUGUCACAGGCAGAGGAAGCCUUCAGAGUCUUAAUUUAUGUUGUGAGAAAGAGCAAAAGGAUGAAAAAUAUAGGAUGUCCUUUUUAUUUUGCUACUUUAAGCUGUAAAAUGUUUGACGGAGAGUGCUGUUUGUGUAGUUUUUCCUUCACUUUUACCAGUAAACGCUCAGUAAACCCCAUUAGUUGUGGAUUACAAAAUGUAUGCUGUUCUUGUUUUUCUUCUACUGUGGGUGAGGAAAAAUUCUAUCUGCUCCUGAUCAAGCAGAUUUUUGGCGUUGGAAAACAACAUCUGCACACUGCUGUCAGCAUGGUGAAGAGCUAUUAUUUGUCCAACGAACUAUGGAGAGAUGUUUGUUUCUUUAUGCAUCAAUCAAAUAGAAUAGAUUUGCAACCAAAAACAAAAAAACAAAAAAAGAUUUGAGAGCAAAAGGCAGUAAGUGGCAAUAAAAAACAAACAAAAAAAAAGAUUUGCUUAGAAAUCAUUCUCUUUGCUUGAAAGUUAAAAACAUUUACUGCAGUGUUUUUCAACCUUGGGGUCAGGACCCUGUGGU